CAGAGUAUCCACCUGAAGCUGCCUGAGAAAAUGGACGCCAUCUCGGGAGACCCCGUGACCCUCCCCGCCACCUUCAGCACCGACAGGAGGGUCAUGAACAUCGCCUGGUACAAACUGGACCCCAGAGAACCGACUUCCCGCACGCAGAUCUUCUCCUACUACCCUCCUCUCCAGACCAGGGAGUCGUACGGAGAUUACGUCGGCAGGACUUCUCUAGAGGACCAGGCGUCCCUCAGGAUCGCCCGCACCAAACCGGCAGACGAGGGGAAGUACAUCCUGUCUGUGUCCGUGGAGGGAGUCGGCAGCAGCGAGGGGCAGGUCCAACUAGUUCUCAUGGCUCCCCCUACAGUUCGAGUGGGCCCGUCCAAUCCAUACGUCAUCACCAGAGGGAGGUCAACAUCCCUGACAUGCGCAGUGCAGGGCGCCAAACCCAACAUCACGUCACUGCACUGGGAAAAGGACGGGGAGGUCAUUGACCCCAGGAGACAGCCCGCGAAAUAUUCCCACGGGAACGCCGCGGUUCCCGCCCUUCACAUCCGCCACGUGGGCAAGAGCGACGCCGGCGUGUACGCAUGCGUCGCCGAUCACGUGGUCAAGACCGUGAGGGCCUCGCUGCAAGUCAAAGUUUAUUAUCCGGCGUCUAUCCUGAGUAUUUCGGACUCCUUGACCGCAACGGUGGCAGACAGCAUAUCCGUACAGUGCGUCGCAGACGGGAACCCCCCUCCCAACAUCACCUGGUCACGUGACGGGACGCGCCUGCGCAGUGCCGUCCACUCCGUCACCAGUGACAUGCGCACUUCGACCGUGAAGCUGAGUAACGUGAGGGUGAACGACAGCGGGAAGUAUGUCUGUCAGGCGAACAACGGCGUCGGGAGGGCAGCCUCCAGCUCUCUCGUGCUCAACAUCAGAGAGUCCAGGAUGGGCGUGGCGAGCUCCACGGUGGCGGUGGUGGUCGGAGCAUCGGCCGGGGGGCUCUGGUUCAUCGUCUGCGUGGCCCUAGCCGCGUACCUGGUCAAGCGACGGCGUCUCCAGGACGAGAAGAAGAAAUUUGCCUUCUAUUACAACAUGGGCAGGCGGGAGCCGGCCGAGAGGGGAGAGGUGGGGGAGGACAAGGAACCGCCGCCGUACACGGCCAUGCAGGGCAACAAACCUCUGAACAAGGCGCCGAACUACGGAGGAAUCAACACCAUCAGGAAGUCAAUAGGCAGAAAAGAUAGGCGCUAUGCCCGCGCGGUGUACUCGUACCGACCGCGGGAAGAGAACGAGCUACGCCUGGAGGUGGAUGACGUCAUCGAGGUGCUGGAGGGGGAAGAUGGCGGCUGGUGCUUGGGUUACCUGAGGGGCAGGAUAGGCCUGUUCCCCUCCAACUACGUCAGAUUCAUCUCCUCCAGCGAAGUCAGCAGUACACCCUCCGGAGUCAACCUAACUCUACCGGAAGUGACGUACGGCACCCUGGGAGACCCCGUGACCCUCCCCGCCACCUUCAGCACCGACAGGAGGGUCAUGAACAUCGCCUGGUACAAACUGGACCCCAGAGAACCGACUUCCCGCACGCAGAUCUUCUCCUACUACCCUCCUCUCCAGACCAGGGAGUCGUACGGAGAUUACGUCGGCAGGACUUCUCUAGAGGACCAGGCGUCCCUCAGGAUCGCCCGCACCAAACCGGCAGACGAGGGGAAGUACAUCCUGUCUGUGUCUGUGGAGGGGGUCGGCAGCAGCGAGGGGCAGGUCCAACUCUUCCUUAUGGUCCCCCCUACACUGAGGGUAGGCCCGUCCAACCCUUACGUCACCGCCUGGGGGAAGCCAGCUCUGCUGACAUGCGCAGUGCAGGGCGCCAAGCCGAACGUGACGUCACUGCACUGGGAGAAGAACGGCGUGACGAUUGACACGUCAGGGUCUCACACCAAGUUCGUCGGAGGGACCCUACAGAGACCCGCCCUGCACAUACGUCACGUGGGCAGGGCAGACUCCGGCGUGUACGCAUGCGUGGCUGAUCACGUGGUCACCGUCGUCAGAGCCAGCCUGGCCCUGAAUGUGUACUAUCCAUCGUCAGUCCUGAGCAUUUCUGACUCCGUGACGGCCACGGUGUCUGACCACAUCACCCUACAGUGCGUGGCGGACGGAAACCCCCCUCCCAACAUCACCUGGUCACGUGACGGGGUGUGGCUGCCCAGCACCACCAGCCGCCUGACCAGGGACGCCUGGACCUCCACCCUGCAGCUGCGUGACGUCACCGUCAACGACAGCGGCACCUACUGGUGCAGGACCAGCAACCGUGUGGGGAGGGGGGCGUCAAGGUCACUGCAGGUCACCAUCAGAGAGUCCCGACUGGGCAUUGGCAUCUCCACCCUAGCGGUUGUAGUUGGUGCUACAGACAGCGUCCUGGCGAUCGUGGUGUGCGUCGCGCUCUCCACCUACAUCGUGCGCAGGCGGCAGCUCCAGUGUGGCAAGAAGCGGAUCCCUGUUUAUCCCAAGACGGCCAGACAACAGGCAAAUCGCACGGAAGGACCAACAGAGCACUCACCGGCUUACGCAGCGGCGACGCCCUACGUCGGAACGCCCGCUACGUCACCCCACGACGUCACGACGCGUUACGUACCCACGCCCGUUACGUCAGGCUACGUCACAAGGCCUACGUCAUCACCACACGUAACUACACCCGACAAGCCCACGAACGGAACGCCUUGCAAUGGGGGAGUCAACACAAUCCGGAGGACUCUGGGACAGAAAGAAAGGCGGCAUGCCCGUGCCGUAUACUCCUACUUGCCGCGAGAGGAAAACGAGUUACGCCUGGAGGUGGAUGACGUCAUCGAGGUUCUGGAGGGGGAAGAUGGCGGCUGGUGCUUGGGUUACCUGAGGGGCAGGAUAGGCCUGUUCCCCUCCAACUACGUCAGAUUCUCCUUCUCACCAAAAGCUCUCCGCAUCGGGACGAGCCACCGGACGCCUGCAGUAGGGAGUUCCUCACCGCAACUCGGCAGCCUAUAG
Molecule: messenger RNA, 2985 nt
Organism: Branchiostoma belcheri (Belcher's lancelet)
Lineage: Eukaryota; Metazoa; Chordata; Leptocardii; Amphioxiformes; Branchiostomatidae
Product: hemicentin-1-like
Exons: 15
Coding region: 31-2985 (984 amino acids)
Biological process (GO): cell-cell adhesion
Cellular component (GO): cell-cell junction
Molecular function (GO): cell adhesion molecule binding
Source: RefSeq, a predicted model, not a curated record